AUGGUUUCUGGAAUGGUGGAAGGGGAAGAGAGCUGGCAGAUGAACACAUCCUUGCAAGGGACAAAGGACAAAGGCGAAGACCUAGAGAGAUCAUCUGAGGACCUGAACCUGGAGUACACUCUGCGUACAUUGGACAGGAACAUCCAGUAUCUCGCAUGGCAAAUGCAACGCAUCACUGGCCCGUCUGCAGACUCUUCUGCAUCCAACAGCUCUGUGGAGAGCGUCGUUUCACUCUGGAGUUGGACCCAUUCAUCAGCAGAUAGCCGGUCUAGAACACCUCCUUCCCCGGUGCCUGCCACUCUGGAAGAAGAUGUUCAGAGUGAGCAGCAACAGCAGCAUCUCAUCAGACCCCCCGGGGCUGGGUUCCAGCAAGCCCGCCUAGAGGCCCUGUCUCAUCGCAAGGUCAAUUUCAACAUACGUCAAAAGCAACUUGAGGAGCUGUGGGGAGGACCUACGCCCCACAUGGAGUCUCUGACCAGACUGAUCCCCUUGGCCCCUAAAUUGCAUCCAGCAACCAAAAGGACCAAUCCCAACCCGCAGAUUAGAGGGACCAGGAUCCUGAGCUACAAGGAGCAGGAGCUGCUCAACUGGCACAUCCAGAAGAAACACCAGGAGGAGGAAGCAGGACCCGUGCAACUGGCCCUGGCCGCCACCGGGGCACUUCCUGGCAAUGACAGAACUCAGGCAGGUGGGAUGAUGCAUUGGGUGACCCAGCAGCCACGUCCGGGUCAGGGGAUAUACAGCCACACACCCCCUCAAAGCGUCGCACAAGGCCGUCGCACACCUCCCAAGUCCCCUCGCACACAAAGUCCAGGUCCCUGUGCACGGCCAAUGAUACCUCCUCCAGAAGACUUGCCACCUUCCGCCAUACUCAUCUGCAAGGACAAUAUCCACAGCAAUGCCCAUGAAUCUGUGGAAGUCAAGGUGAGAGGCAGGGCCCCCAAGGAGGAAUGGGUGGGAAAGCUCUCCGUGGUAGGGCGUAGCAAGAGCCCCACAUUGAGAGAAUCUGGGAGACCCGGAACCCCCAAGGAGAAAAAGAAGGACAGUCACAGCCCUGCCAGGAGACCUGGGUCUCCCAAGGAAGAUCUCAGCAGGGUGGAAACAGCGGGCAGUCCCAAGGACAAGCAAGCGGAGGUCAAGGUCAGUGGGAGGAAAGACCAGAGAUUCCACACCUUGAGCUGGACUAACAUGCCUGAUUUCCAGAAACCAAGUCUGGCCCAGGAACAACCUGCCCAGCCGAAGUUCUUGGACCCCUCUUUUAUGUGCCAGAACCAACUAGAGUUGCCCUGCAUUGCGGCAGCGCUAGAAGAACAGAAGCAGAAAAGCUGCCCGUUUGCCCAACCCCCUCUGUGUCCCACUGCGAGAACUCCUAAGCCCCUGUGCUUGGCCCACUCCAUCGUACAGUCCUUGGACACUGAGCAAGCCAUGCGGGACCUGCAAACACACCUGGCCAAAGGGCUCAGCCAACCAAGUGUGGAGUACCCCCUGUGCCUGCUGUGUGGUCGCUGCACCCCAUAUUGCCCCCACCCCCGUACGCAGCACAGCCCCAGCCUCCUGGUCUACCCCCGGCUGGAUGUGCAGGAUGGUGGUGCAUAUAUGACCCUCGGCUUCCUCCUUAAGAUCAAGAGGUCUGAAGCCGACCAAUGGGGGUUGACGCAAGGAACAGAUGUGCUCAAGGCACCCAGCGACAAAGAACGCCCCUCAAAGAGAGAGAAGAGUAGGCGCACAGAAAGAGUCAUGCUGCAUAGAAAGAGCCAAGUCCGUGCAGCCGGACCCAGACCCCAAGACCCCGAGACCCCAGAUAUGUCAUCUCAGGUUGCUAGGAAGCAUUUCCCAGAGAGUGGUGACCGGAAGACCAGAAAUCCAGUGGUUACUCCUCAGGUUGCGCGGGUUACUGCAACCACCCCAACAUCUGCAACCCCACAAACUCCUAAAACGCAGUUCCAACCACCGCCUGGCCGGCCGCCGCCCCCACCUGCCAGGCCGCCCCCACCUGCCAGGCCACCUGCCAGGCCACCCCCACCAGCUCGAAGGCAAGUCCCUCCUAAGACUCCUGAAAACCCCCCCUCCAUUCUGAAACAGCUGCUCUCCACCAUCAAGCACAUUUGGGCCAAGGUGCGAAAGGAAGCAGAGAAGAAGUGCCCUGAGUUGUGUUCCAAGACGUUAUCCCCUGAGAAAACCCCUCCCUCCAAGAAGCCAGGCACUCCCCCAUCUGCCCGUGUUGCCCCUGAGCCCCGUAAAAAACCAGGGGCUCUUGCACUUGAGUACCCCGCCUCUGGGGCCCAAACGAAAGGAGACGUUUCAAACGCCAGGCAAGCCUCUCCUUUGCUCGCCAGCAAACAAGACGCUUCUCGCAGCAAAUCAGCCUCUCCUCGGACCUCCCCAAAAGUGGGAACCCCUACAGCAAAAAAAGCUUCUUUUGCCAAGCGUACACCCACAACGGACCGCAAGGGGCGAUCCCCGCAUUUUAAAGAGCCAGAUUCACCUCGAGUCUCCAGGAGAGGAUCCAGUAGUCAUAAAAAGCCUGCUUCUCCUAGAACGCCAAAGAAAUCCCCCAGUUUAGUAAGGAAGUCUGCCUCCAGGACAAGAAUCCCCAAGGCUGUCUGA
Messenger RNA from Euleptes europaea (tarantolino), 2607 nucleotides. Its product is annotated as serine/arginine repetitive matrix protein 1-like. The record is from RefSeq and is a predicted model, not a curated record. Bases 1 to 2607 code for a protein of 868 amino acids. The transcript has 5 exons. Lineage: Eukaryota; Metazoa; Chordata; Lepidosauria; Squamata; Sphaerodactylidae.